Messenger RNA from Nannospalax galili (Upper Galilee mountains blind mole rat), 2092 nucleotides. RefSeq names its product cation channel sperm associated 2 (gene Catsper2). Gene Ontology annotation, cellular component: CatSper complex; membrane. The record is from RefSeq and is a predicted model, not a curated record. NCBI's taxonomy places the organism in Eukaryota, Metazoa, Chordata, Mammalia, Rodentia, Spalacidae. The transcript has 14 exons. Gene Ontology annotation, molecular function: calcium-activated cation channel activity. Gene Ontology annotation, biological process: sperm capacitation; flagellated sperm motility; transmembrane transport.
GCGCUGGGCGGGGCCUGGCAUGCGAGGCGGAGCCGAGAAGCGAGUGCGGUGGUAAACGCCGCCCGGGUCUGGUCUUGUGGCGGAGCUGCUAUGGUUACUCUUCAGCAACAAGGACACUUAAAACUGGCCAGAGCUGAUGCUAUUUGCUCACGUCUCAUCGACACUUUCUCUCUCAUAGAGCAUUUGCAAGGCUUGAGCCAAGCUGUGCCACGGCACACUCUCCAGGAGAUAACUGAUCCUUCCCGUCAGAAGAAGCUCAUGAUGGGAGAUCAACAUCAGCUAGUACGCUUCUCCGUAAAGCCUCGACAUGUGGGGCACGUUUCUCAUGCCCAGCGAAUGCUGAGCAGGCUUCCUGUGCGGUGCAGUUGGAGACCACCUCUUUCCUUGUGGGCUGGAUGGGUUCUUGCGAGUCCUAUCUUCUCAAAUUUCAUCAUCUCCCUCAUCUUUUUGAAUACAAUUGUACUGAUGGUCGAAAUAGAAUUGCUGGAAUCCACAAAUACCAAACUGUGGCCAUUGAAGCUGACUUUAGAGGUGGCAGAUUGGUUUAUUUUGUUUAGUUUUGUCUUGGAGAUCCUUCUAAUGUGGCUGUCCAGCUUUUUUCUCUUCUGGAAGAAUGCCUGGAAUGUCUUUGACUUUGUUGUUACUAUGUUGUCCUUGCUUCCUGAAAUUAUGAAGUUGAUAGGAGUCUCAGGAGAGUCAGUGUGGCUGCAGCUGCUGAGGAUCUGCCGUGUACUGAAGUCUCUCAAACUGUUUGCACGAUUCCGUCAAAUUCGAGUUAUUAUUUUGGCUCUGAUGAGGGCCCUGAAGAGCAUGACCUUCCUCUUGAUGUUGCUGCUUAUCUUCUUCUACAUUUUUGCUGUGACUGGUGUCUACUUCUUUGAAGAUUACUCUCGUUCAACUCUUGAGAACCUGGAAUACAACAUGUUCUUCUCGGACCUCCUGAAUUCCCUAGUGACAGUGUUUAUUCUCUUCACCUUGGAUCAUUGGUAUGCAAUGCUUCAGGAUGUCUGGAAGGUGCCAGAAGCCAGCCGUGUCUUUAGCAGCAUCUAUGUGAUCCUUUGGUUGUUACUUGGCUCCAUUAUCUUUAGAAAUAUCAUCGUAGCCAUGAUGGUUACUAACUUUCAGAAUAUCAGGAAUGAGCUCAAUGAGGAGAUGAUACACUUGGAAGUUCAAUACAAAGCUGAUGUAUUCAAGCGGCGGAUUAUCCAGAGGAGACAAAACUUAUCUCCUGAAGCAGCAAGGUAAAUUCGUAGUAAAAUGGAUGACAGGAAAGCCAGUCAAAGAAAGAUCUCUGAGGACUUAUCAGAAGCUUCUAAAGAGGAGUCUGAAAUCAGCGUGGCUGAAGAAGGUGCUGCUGAGCACACUGAUGCUGAGCACAGUGCUACUGAGCACAGUGAUGCUGAACACAGUGAUGUUGAACGAGGUGAUACUGAGUGCAGUGAUGCUGAACACAGUGGUGUUGAACGAGGUGAUACUGAGUGCAGUGAUGCUGAACACAGUGAUGCUGAACAAAAUAAGGCCAAAAAUCUUCCUGCCCUAGCCUCCAAGUGCUGGGAAUAUGGGCAUGCACAAAAUAUCCAGAUAAUACUAGUGAUCAUGUCCUCCUCUUUUUCUUCCUCCUUCUCCUUCUCCUCUUCCUCUUCUUCCUCCUUCUCCAACUCUCAGUCUUCCUACCCUAGCCUCCAAGUGCUGGGAGUAUGGGCAUGUGCAAGUUAUCCAGAUGAUAAGUUGGAUUGGGAGACUCUUGUGCAUGAGAAUCUGCCUGGGCUAAUGGAUAUGGAUCAGGAUGACCGUGUUGUUUGGCCUAGAGAUUCACUCUUCCGAUAUUUUGAGUUACUGGAAAACCUUCAGUAUAACAUAGAGGAGCGCAAGAAGUUACAAGAAUUUGCAGUACAGGCACUAAUGAAUUUUGAAGACAGGUAAAGCUUACAACAGAUGGCUUCUGUAUCUUUGGGCCCAGCAAAAGAUAUGAAGGGAAUAGUUGGAAAUAGAGAAUUCAGUAUAUAAAUGUCUAAUAAAGACUGCUAAUAAAUACUUCUGGUAAGUUAACUAAAUAUUUUUCUAAUAUGUAGAUGUUACUAAAAGGCAAAAA